AUGCCGGGGGCUGGGUUAGAGAUGAAAAUCAGGCCCCCUCCACCACCACCUCUGGCAAGUUCAGAGGUACCAAAAUUGCGAAAGGAAGACCAAAAGGCACGAAAUGCACUCUUAGCUGACAUCCAGCAGGGAACUCGCCUAAGAAAAGUGACUCAAAUCAAUGACCGUAGUGCACCACAGCUUGAAAAACCCAAAGGAGCUAACAGAGAUGGCGUUAAUCCAGCCAUUAACAAAGGCGGCUCUCAGCAGCCUCUGGGAGGCUUAUUUGCUGGUGGCUUUCCUGUUCUCAGACCAGCAGGCCAGAGGGACAUGCCGGCUGGAAGGCCUGGGCAGCUUCCCGGAAUCCGAGCAGCGGCUCCCAAGCCCUCCGCCCCAGUGAACAGCAGUGCUGCAAAGGCGAGCAGUAACCCCUCGAAUCCCGCCGAAGGCCCACGGGCGGCUGUCCCACCGGAGCCUCCCAGCACCUCCCGAGCCGCAGUCAGCCCCGGGCGGCCCAGCCUGCCCGCCCCCCCUCCACCGCCUCCUGCUUCCAGCAAACCCUCCCUCACUUUCCCUCCUCCUCCCCCUCUCCCCCCUCCAGCCGAGCGCCCCCCCAAGAGCGUGUCCCCCAACGCUGCUCCUCCACCCGCGCUCCCUACUCCUCAAGCUGACAAACCCACUAAGUUUCAAGCAGGUGCUUCACACCCACCCCCUCCUCCUCCUCUUCCCCCUCCCCUGCCCCUCCUGCCCCCCUGCGGGUUUCCCGGCAGGACAACCGAUUUGUCUGCUGCUGCUUCCUCUCCAUCUGAAGGAAGGGAUUGUCCACCUCCCACACCGCCCCCCCCACCUCCUCCUCCACCACCACACAUGCACCCCCUGACCUCAAACAGGCUCUCCUUUCCACCCUCCCCAGCCUUCAGCAGUGCUCUCAGCAGUGCUGACGUGCCCCCUCCGCUGCCCCCCAAGUCUCCCCACCUGCUGUCACAGUUCCACAAGCCAAGCAGUAUUCAGUCGCUGCCACUUCCUCCCACCCCUGGCCUCCCUCAGCCCGCAGCGGUGGCAGAGACCAGGAAGAAGAGACUUGGCCGAGGCUCAGGAACAGGUGCUGGGAAGCUAGUCACUCCUCCACAGCCACCAGCAAGAUCACCAACAACUGAACUUACAAGCAAGUCUGGAGUCUCAGCCUGGGCUACAGCUUAUGACCCCUACCCAGCACUUAAAAAUGGAAAUAUGCACAUCAUUGAUGACUUUGAAUCUAAAUUUACUUUCCAUUCUGUGGAAGACUUCCCCCCACCUGAUGAAUUCAAGCCAUUUCAGAAAAUAUAUCCCAGCAAGAUAGCUAGAGAUCCCUCUAAAAAUCCUCCAUUAAGAACACAUGUGAGAUGA
Messenger RNA from Gavia stellata (red-throated loon), 1365 nucleotides. RefSeq names its product WAS/WASL interacting protein family member 3 (gene WIPF3). The transcript has 8 exons. NCBI's taxonomy places the organism in Eukaryota, Metazoa, Chordata, Aves, Gaviiformes, Gaviidae. Bases 1 to 1365 code for a protein of 454 amino acids. Gene Ontology annotation, molecular function: actin binding. The record is from RefSeq and is a predicted model, not a curated record.